GCCUACAUAUAUAAUACCCCCCAUUUUGCUUUGAAGAAUAUAUUACAAUAAGCAGCCUUGGGCCUUACCCACAGGUGGACUUACAAACAUGGUGGCCUUGGGUUGCUUUCUCUUUUUCCUUGUAUCUUUCUGUUCUUUUUCUCCAUCAUAUUUUGCAUUAUCUGAUAUUGAAGCUGCUUCUAUUGCCCGUCGCCAACUUUUAGGUAACAAUGGCGAGCUUCCAAAUACAUACGAGUCUGAAAUGACCAUUAACAUGAAAUUCGAAAAUGCCAGGUUGAAGAAAGCUUAUGUUGCUCUUCAGGCAUGGAAGAAAGCUAUUUACUCUGAUCCAACAAACUUCACAGCUAAUUGGGAGGGUAAUAAUGUAUGUGCCUAUAAUGGUGUCUUUUGUGACAAUGCUCUUGAUGAUCCCAACAUCUCUGUUGUUGCUGGGAUUGAUCUUAACCAUGCAGACAUAGCUGGACAUCUCCCUGUGGAGCUUGGCCUCUUGGCUGAUGUGAGUCUCAUCCACAUUAAUUCUAACAGAUUUUGUGGAAUCAUUCCCAAGAGCAUUAAAAAUCUUACGCUUUUGGAUGAGAUUGAUUUCAGCAACAAUCGUUUCGUGGGGCCAUUCCCUGAUGUUGUUCUUGAGUUGCCUAAACUCAACUAUCUUGAUCUUAGGUUCAACAACUUUGAAGGUCAAGUGCCUUCCGCGCUAUUUGAGAAGAAUCUUGAUGCAAUAUUGAUCAACAAUAACCGAUUCCAUUCCACCAUCCCUGAAAGCUUGGGCAAUUCCAAUGCUUCCGUGGUGGUAUUGGCAAAUAACAAGUUCUAUGGUUGCAUCCCGAGCAGUAUUGGUAAAAUGGGCAACUCAUUAGAUGAGCUUGUAUUCACCAACAAUGAGCUCUCUGGUUGUUUGCCUGAAGAGAUUACUAAGCUCACGAGCCUAACACUGUUCGAUAUUAGUGGAAAUAAGUUUGUUGGAUCGUUACCUCAGGAUUUGAAAUCGAUGCAGAAAGUGGAAAUCUUUGACAUUGCAUCGAACAAGUUCAUGGGAAAUGUUCCAAAGAACCUUUGCACGUUGCCUAGUUUGACGAAUUUCACAUUCUCUAAGAACUACUUUGAGAGCAUGGAUGAAACAUGUACGCCAUCACAGACGAAACAAGUUAAGAUAGAUGGUAAUGAGAAUUGUUUGGGGGGGAGAUCAGAGCAGAGGACGGAGAAAGAGUGUUUCCCAGUAGUGAGCAAGCCUGUUGAUUGCAGUAAAGGUCAUUGCGGAGUUUCAAGGGAAGGGCAGAGUCCAAAAGAUCCACCUAAAACCCUGACUCCUUCAAAACCAGCAACACCAACCACUCCAAAACCAAAGCCAUCUCCACCACCACCAGUAGCCUCACCUCCUCCACCACCACCAGUGGCCUCACCUUCACCUCCCAUCCACUCACCACCACCUCCAGUCCAUUCACCACCACCACCACCGGUAGCAUCACCUCCACCUCCAGUCCACUCACCACCACCACCACCAGUAGUAUCACCUCCACCUCCAGUCCACUCACCACCACCACCACCAGUAGUAUCACCUCCACCUCCAGUCCACUCACCACCACCACCACCAGUAGUAUCACCUCCACCUCCAGUCCACUCACCACCACCACCACCACCUCCAGUCCACUCAUCACCACCACCGGUAGCAUCACCUCCACCUCCAGUCCACUCACCACCACCACCGGUCCACUCACCACCACCACCAGUUCAAUCACCUCCACCUCCUGUCCACUCACCACCACCACCGGUUGCCUCACCUCCACCUCCCGUCCACUCACCACCACCACCGGUAGCAUCACCUCCACCACCAGUCCACUCACCACCACCACCUGUUGCCUCACCUCCACCUCCAGUCCACUCACCACCGCCACCGGUAGCCUCACCUCCACCACCAGUCGCCUCACCACCGCCACCUGUAGCUUCACCUCCACCUGCUCCAGUAUUCUCUCCUCCACCGCCAGUCCACUCACCACCACCACCACCAGCUCCGGUAAUGUCUCCACCUCCACCCACUUUUGAGGAUGUCGCUCUUCCCCCAACAUUGGGCUCGCUAUACGCCUCACCACCACCACCAAUUUUCCAAGGUUAUUAAGAAGUUCGCCAUUAGGACUACUUAAAACAAUGUGUACCAAUCAAUCUGUAAACACAUAUCAAUUGAAAAAAAAACGUUUACAUUAUCAAUUGUACACUGAAAAAUUGGAAAUUUGCUAUUAGAUGGUGCUGAUUGAAUAAAUCAUUCUGC
Messenger RNA from Solanum tuberosum (potato), 2263 nucleotides. Its product is annotated as pollen-specific leucine-rich repeat extensin-like protein 3. Lineage: Eukaryota; Viridiplantae; Streptophyta; Magnoliopsida; Solanales; Solanaceae. The record is from RefSeq and is a predicted model, not a curated record. Gene Ontology annotation, molecular function: protein binding. The transcript has a single exon. The coding region runs from base 89 to 2113 and encodes 674 amino acids.